AUGGGCGCCCGGCUCCCGGAAGGAGCUUCUGCCCCGGAACAGCCCCCCGCCCAGCCGCAGCAUCCCCCCCAGCCCCGGCCCUACCAGGGCGUCCGAGUCAAGGAGCCGGUGAAGGAGCUGCUGAGGAGGAAGCGUGGACACGCCGGCGGCGGUGUGGCCGCGGCCGCUGCGGUGGUGUUGCCUCACCCUCCACUCACCACCUUCUCCGCUGUGGGGCCGCUGUGCCUGGAGGCGGAGGAGCCCGUGGUCGGGAUGCCCGAGGACGGGGCCCCGCUGUGUGCCAGCUGGCUCGCCCCACCCGGCCCCGCCACCCUGCAGCCGCUGGGCCCGUGGGCCUCCUACCCAGACUUCGUGUUGCCGGACGCUGCCGUCAGCUGCCCCUACGCGGCCGACAUGUUCGUUCAGCCGGUGGGCUCCGGGUACACCGUCGUGGGCCCCUCCUCCCUGCUGAGUUGUGGCCCUCAGCCCCUUCUCCCCAACUUCACGACCCGCGGGGCGGUCCAGGCCGGCGGAGCCCAGCUGGAGGCUUCGGACUCCCAGAUGCCUCUGACCUACUUCCCGUGGGCCCAGCCUCUCUCUGCCCUGCCGGCCACCCCCCUGCAGUACCAGCCUCCGGCCCCGUGCCCACCGCUGCCGGGUGCGCCGUUCGUCCCCCUGCCCGUCGCGCUCUCUGAGCCGGCUCCCCAAGCAGCGGAGGGGGCCGCGGGGCCCGGGGAGGCCGGAAGGGCAGCGGGCCCCGUGCCCGUGGAGAAGCUGCUGCUGGAAGAGGAGGAACAAGAUACGUAUGUUCUCAGCCACUCCCUGUCCGUUGAGGGCUUCUAGGGACCCCCCGAACACCUCCUCCAGCCGUUCCCACCUGGCCCCACCCACUAGGGGCCAGCCCUUGGCUCCCGUUAAUGUCGAUGUUCCCUUCCCCUCCCGCCUUUGUGGGGCCAACGGGGGAGGCUCGUUGGCCUAGGACAGCAGGGCCCGCCCCCUGCUCUGCCCACUCCCCGUCUGUCCAGCUCAGAAGCCAAAGGGACCGACCGGAGAGACGAACUUUGCGGGCCGUGGCGGGAUGCCGGGUCCUGACUGGUUAGCACUGGCCGAGAGCAGGAGCCUUCUGGCCGUGGCGGUGGCGCCCUCCAUCUCCCUUGCCGUCCUCCCUCCCGCCACAGCCUGGCCCGGGCUGGGGGUGCUUGGUCCCGGGUCUGCGGGCUGGGCUUAGCUAGUAGCGGCUUGGACCCGAGUAAGUCUUUGGUGUUGGGUUGGCCAUCCCUGGCCUGAGGUUCAUGGUCCCCAGGGAGAGGUCGCUUCUGGGUUCUCCUCAUCCCCGAGCCUCUAGGCCUCGGGCGACGAGGCCUGAGGCGCUCGGGGGGCUAGCCAGGUGCCCAGGUGGACGGGUAUUGCCACUAUCCAGACCCAGUGGAUUUCCACAACCCAUCGGAAACGACCUGAUAACGCGGACUUUUUCCGGGCUUCAGUUUUGGCCCUGGAGGCUUCGGAGCCCUCCGGGUCGGCGGUCGUGGCCAUGCCUGACAGAGACACCUAGCAGAGAAAUGACAUCACUUCCCAGCUUCCUUGUUUCCUCCCGCAGCCCUGCCGCCAUCCACUCCCCUUCCUUGUCCAUCGCCUCCACCAGAUUUCUUUUUGGGUUUCCCCGGGCCCAAGGACGUUUCAAUAAAGAC
Messenger RNA from Tachyglossus aculeatus (Australian echidna), 1667 nucleotides. RefSeq names its product POU class 2 homeobox associating factor 1 (gene POU2AF1). Gene Ontology annotation, cellular component: RNA polymerase II transcription regulator complex. Lineage: Eukaryota; Metazoa; Chordata; Mammalia; Monotremata; Tachyglossidae. The record is from RefSeq and is a predicted model, not a curated record. The transcript has 6 exons. Gene Ontology annotation, biological process: positive regulation of transcription by RNA polymerase II. Gene Ontology annotation, molecular function: DNA binding; POU domain binding; transcription coactivator activity. Bases 1 to 822 code for a protein of 273 amino acids.